AUUUAUUUUAUUCUUCAUUAUGUGAACAUCUUGGUACUUUCCACAGAAAGACACACCUGCAUUAGCAGUGACCGUGCUCUCAUGGUCACGUAAACCACUGAAUUUAAGAAAGCUGUGAAUGUUUCUUUCUUUACACAAUGCUUGCCCAUGAGAUGAUGAGGGGGUCUUUUGUUUCCGAGCGGACAGGUGACAGUUUUGCGGUAGGAAGCUCUGAUGCUUAUUUUCCCCUCUGUGAGUGUUUAUAAAAGUGUGAGUAGUGGUGAGCUGAGGUAAUACGCAUCAGACUCAAAAGAGAAGAUGAGGUGUGUUUCGGUAACCCUUCUGCUGUGCCUGGCUACAAUGCUGCUCGCUCAAGUUAACUGCCAAAUAAGUGGCCGGGCAAAUUGCCUUUGUCUCAAGACAUCAAAUCGGGUUCCUCGGAAGGAAAAUAUUGAAAGCUACAUGAUACAAAAUGCAGGCGUCUGCCAUAUUGAUGCUAUUUUAUUUAAAACCGUUAGAGGUCGUUUCAUUUGCGCUGAUCCAAAAAUCCCUUUGGCAACAGAAGCCAAGAAAUAUGUGGACAAGAAAAAGGCAACAAGAGCCCUUCCCGUAAACUCUGCAUCAACAUUUAAAACAUUGAGUACCACAUCACAAUGGAGUACAACGGGAUGAACUAAGAACUACUUCAGUUGAACUAUCCAAAUUUUUAACAUAUAUCGGUGAUGUUUGUGUUGGAUUUUGUUAUUUGCACAUGGUUCAUUAAAAUGUUUUAUACAAAGUAUAUUUUAGUGCUGUGCAUGAUUUAAAAAAAAUAAUAAUAUUGAGCUUGAAAAUAAUUUUAGCAUCAUAAAGAUACUAUUACAGUUUUUAUUCAUAUAUUGAAUGAUUUCUUUAUGUUUUAGUUCGAAUCUGAGUAAGUUUGUUGAGUGACUGUCAUUUUGAUAAAUGUUUUUUAUAGUUCGUUUGUCGUUCAAUUGUGGUUUAGUUAUUUAUAGUAAAUCAAGAUGAACUAAAUGAAAAUGAGAACUGUCAUUUUGGCAGCUAUAUGAAAUAAUGAUAAUAAUAAAAAAGUUCAUUUCAGUUAAAGUUUAUUUUAUUCUAAGUAAGAUUUUAUUCCGAGUAAGUUUGUUCCAAGUCAGCUCAAUUUAGUGUUUUCCCCUAUGUGGUUAAUAAAUAACCAAUAAAAAUGUAAGUAGCUGUGUGAUUAGGUUUGCAAUGGAUUCAGAACUGAAUGUAAAAUUCAAAAAAUUAUUUAUUCUUUAAAAUUCCUUA
Messenger RNA from Carassius auratus (goldfish), 1251 nucleotides. RefSeq names its product monocyte chemotactic protein 1B-like. Gene Ontology annotation, cellular component: extracellular region. The record is from RefSeq and is a predicted model, not a curated record. Gene Ontology annotation, biological process: immune response. Bases 298 to 651 code for a protein of 117 amino acids. The transcript has 3 exons. Lineage: Eukaryota; Metazoa; Chordata; Actinopteri; Cypriniformes; Cyprinidae. Gene Ontology annotation, molecular function: chemokine activity.